CAAAUUAACGGUUCGUCUGGGAACAUUUAUAUUUUUCCCUCUGGAAGCACAUCCGACACAGCGUCAGCCGUCGUCAUGCAGAUCACUCUGAAGACACUGCAGCAGCAGACGAUUCAAAUAGAGAUAGACCCCGAACAAACGGUGAAGGCUUUGAAAGAGAAGAUAGAGGCGGAACGAGGCAAAGACAACUUUCCAGUAUCUGGGCAGAAACUGAUAUAUGCUGGAAAAAUUCUGCAAGAUGACACUCUCAUUAAGGAUUAUAAAAUUGAAGAGAAAAAAUUUGUGGUUGUGAUGGUUUCUAAGCCUAAGGCUGCAGCUGCUUCCGCGGCGCCCCCUGUCUCCGAAGCGCCCAAACCUCCUGCACAGGACAACGGUUCUACGUCGACAGCUGUUCCUGCCACAACCCCUGCCCCGGCUCCUGCCCCUGCACCAGCCCUCGCCCCAACCCCAGCAGCUGCCCCAAAUCCCCCAGAGGAGGCCAAAGAGGAGCCAAGUGCCCCAACCACAGAACCACAACAACCAGCCAGCUCCAGUGGUCAGGGCUUGGACGCCUCCUCAGCACUGGUGACUGGAGCCGAGUACGAGGCCAUGUUGACGGAGAUCAUGUCCAUGGGCUACGAACGGGAGCGAGUGGUGGCAGCGCUAAGAGCCAGUUUCAACAACCCACACAGAGCCGUGGAGUACCUGCUCACCGGUAUCCCCAGCAGCCCGGUGCAGGAGAGUAAUCCACCGGCACCAGCCCCCGGAUCUGGAUCUGGACCUGGACCCACAGAAUCACCUUCUCUAGCAGAGGGAGACAACCCACUUGCGUUCUUGCGGACCCAACCCCAGUUCCUGCACAUGAGACAGGCCAUUCAGCAGAACCGAGCUCUACUACCAGCUCUACUGCAGCAACUAGGCAGUGAAAAUCCUCAACUUCUACAGUUAAAAGCCCUGGGAUUCCCUGAGGUUCUGGUGAUCCAGGCCUACUUCGCCUGCGAAAAGAACGAGAACCUGGCCGCCAACUUCCUCCUCAACCAGGGACUGGAGGACGACUGAACACGGAUCACUGCCUUCUUGCUCCUCCCUCAUACCUUUCCCCUCCUGGGCUAAGCAUAAAGACUGCUCCCACCCCCAACCCCCACCCCUGAAAAAAAAAUUUACUGUACAGCUACCAACCUCAGUUCAACCCAAACGGAGAAGAGGAAGAAGAGGAGGAGGAGGAUAAGAGGGGAGAGCCAGCAAGGAUGUGGGCGUGGGGGGGAAGGGGGGGUGAUGGGAUGGGACUGAGGAAAACAGAGUGGGUCCAUAGUGGUGAGGGGUGGGGGGUCAAAUGUUUAAAAAGUACACAGAGUGGAGGCAGUGUGCAGGAAUGUCAAGAAGAACGUGUGGAGCAACUAUAAAAUCCACGUGUAUUCCAAUGGAAUGUGUGGCGUUUGUCUGGGGGGGGGGGCUAUCAUUGGAUUUUAGAAACACUUCAUAAUCAACUGGGGAGGGUGGUAGGGCGGGGGGUUCAACGAGUGCGUGCGCUUGUGUGUAUGUGCGUGCGUGUCCUGGUGCAGAUGGAAGCGAUCCAGUUUAGCUGAAAGAAUCAAACGUGUCACAUGGUCUAAGUUUGUUAAUGCUGUAACUGGACUGUAUGAAGCACAUUCUCCUGACUGCACUUCAGCCACAUCAUCAGUGUGCGUACCUACGUGUGUGUGUGUGUGUGUGUGUAUCUGUAAGCCUGCACAGGUCCAAUAAUAAAGGGGCAGAGGGACGCUGACCUUUGCUGCCCUCUGUGUCUGACAUGUCAUCAGUUGUUGGGGGGGAAAUAAGAUGCAAACUAAACGGAAUAAGAGUCUGGUUCCUCUGUCCACUUCCUGUGUUUGGCCGUGACGGCCACAUGCAUCAGCCAAUCACAAUUCCCAAUGUGGAAUCGAUGUCUAUGCUGAUUCGCUUCUGGUGCUAAUUAACAUUCACUGUCUUUGAUGAUUAAACAACAACAAAGGUGAAGAACUGAAUAAAUACAUUUUUCUGCCCCAAUAAAAAGAACCAUUUGUUCACAUUAGUACAAAGAGAUAGGUUGGUGAAGCGUGUGACCUGGGGGGGAGGAGAUGGGGGGGUCAUUACUCUGUCCCUGCUGAUUUGAUUCUAAUCUUCCUGAACAAACACUACCAUCAGAAAAUGUCCAAAUUGUUAAAAACCUCCAGUAGGUUUGUAUAUUUUUCUAUUUCAUGAAUGGAAAACAUUUACACUAUGUUCAUUAAUGACCUCAAAAUUCCAAGAUUAGAAAAAACAAACGAGUGAACUGUGUGAGACAGAGUUGGAGGAACCAGACUCCUUCCUAUGAUGUCUUUCUGCUUCAUUGUGUGUUUGUGUUUUUUUUUCCCUCCUGUAACUGCACAGAGUAUCUGCAAUGAAACAAACACUGCUUUCAGUCAUAAAGAAAACUGGGAACCAAAUGUCGAGGUUUUUCUUUAUCCUUCUAACAUUUCUCAUUUGUUAAUUCAAAUAAAGUCAAACAGUCAUUUGAGACCAGA
This is a messenger RNA of Cynoglossus semilaevis (tongue sole), 2501 nucleotides long. Its product is annotated as UV excision repair protein RAD23 homolog A-like. Gene Ontology annotation, molecular function: ubiquitin binding; damaged DNA binding; polyubiquitin modification-dependent protein binding. Lineage: Eukaryota; Metazoa; Chordata; Actinopteri; Pleuronectiformes; Cynoglossidae. Gene Ontology annotation, cellular component: cytosol; nucleoplasm. The record is from RefSeq and is a predicted model, not a curated record. The coding region runs from base 76 to 1038 and encodes 320 amino acids. The transcript is spliced from 8 exons. Gene Ontology annotation, biological process: proteasome-mediated ubiquitin-dependent protein catabolic process; nucleotide-excision repair.